GGGAGCUCACACACAUACUCACUCACACUCACAUCCUCACCCUCCUCCAGCCCCACUACCCCAUGAUGGCUUUCUCCACCCUGUCUGCCUGUUCAAGUGACUUGAGCUACAGCAGCCGGGUCUGCCUGCCCGGGUCCUGUGACUCCUGCACUGGGUCCUCCUGGCAGGUGGAUGACUGUCCAGAGAGCUGCUGCGAGCCCCCCUGCUGUGCCCCCAGCUGCUAUGCUCCGGCCCCUCGCCUAACCCUCCUCUGUGCCCCAGUGAGCUGCGAGUCCAGCCUCUGCUGCCAGCCAGCCUGCAACAGCUCCUGCCCGGCUUCAUGCUGCCAGCAGUCUAGCUGCCAGCUCACCUGUUGCAUCUCCUCCCCCUGCCAGCAGGCCUGCUGUGUGCCCGUCUCCUGCAGGCCCGUCUGCUGCAGGCCUGUCUGCUGCACACCUGUCUGCUGCAGGCCCGUCUGCUGUGAGUCCUCCCCCUGCUCAGCCUCCUUGUGCUGCCAGCCCAACCCCUGCCCCUCGGUCAGUUGCAGACCCUCCUCCUCUGUGUCCCUCCUCUGCCGUCCUGUGUGCCGCCCCACAUGCUGCGUGCCCACCUCCUCCUGCCAGCCCAUCUGCUGCCGCCCAGCCUCCUGCGUGUCCCUGCUCUGCAGGCCUGCGUGCUCCCGCCCUGCUUGCUGCAUCCUAACCUCAGUCCCAGAGCCCUGUUGCUGAUCAGGCACAUUGCUAACUGCUUCCAGGGCCAAUGCUGACUUUCACCUGAAACUUCUGUAGCCUUGAGCCCAUUCUGGGGUCUCCUUCUGCCCCAGAAUUUCCUGUGAGCAGCCUGGGCUGGCUUCUGGUUUCCCUCCAGGCCCUGAGUGUCAGCCAGCAUCCUGCUCUCCAUCCUUGUUGGUCAUGGAUUUUGUCCUGACCUAGGUGAGGGGUCUGCCUGUUAACAAAUAAAGUCAUUGUCAUGCCCUC
Molecule: messenger RNA, 956 nt
Organism: Capra hircus (goat)
Lineage: Eukaryota; Metazoa; Chordata; Mammalia; Artiodactyla; Bovidae
Product: keratin-associated protein 10-8-like
Exons: 1
Coding region: 63-707 (214 amino acids)
Cellular component (GO): keratin filament
Source: RefSeq, a predicted model, not a curated record